Molecule: messenger RNA, 2396 nt
Organism: Panicum hallii
Lineage: Eukaryota; Viridiplantae; Streptophyta; Magnoliopsida; Poales; Poaceae
Product: protein ACTIVITY OF BC1 COMPLEX KINASE 1, chloroplastic-like
Exons: 12
Coding region: 854-2356 (500 amino acids)
Biological process (GO): protein phosphorylation
Molecular function (GO): protein kinase activity; ATP binding
Source: RefSeq, a predicted model, not a curated record
UUCGCCAAUCGCCAAUUCGCCAUGGCCACGGCUGCGUGUGCUCCUCCACUCGGCGCCACAGAAAGGGUGCCAAGAAAAGGAAAAGAAAACCAUUUUUUCCCUACCCAAAUCGAGGGCGUGUCCAGGUAAACAGGAGCGCGCGAGAGAGUGCGCGGCUCGGCGCCGAAGGAAUCCAUCGAGUUCGCCCCCAAGAAUUCGUGGGAGCUGCGGACAGGAGUGAGUUUUCGCCGCCGAUUCCGUCGCCGGCGACUGUGUCGGCAAGCGCCGAAGAUAUCGGAACUUGAGGCCCAAGAUGGAGCUCUGCACGGCAUGUAUCUGGACUUCAGCGCAGUGGUCUCAAACAGUAACUCCUAACAGACGAGCAUCAUACCAUGGAUUUGUGAGGUCAAUCUCCACAUCACCCCAAAGGAGAAGGCGAUCAACCCUCUGUGUCAUGAAUGCUGCAUCAACUAGUGCUCCAGUCUCAUCUCAAAGCGUAACCCAACUUCCACGCAGCAGCGGCUCAGGUCUCAAAAGUAUAUCCAGCAACAAACCCAGCAGUGCAAUGGAGCAACUUGAUAUUGAACGUGGUGUUUGUAUCCCAUUCCGAAAGUACACUCCAGAAAUGGUCAGGAAAAAGGUAUUGGAUUCAAGAGGCUCCAUACUAUCCCUCGCUAGUCGGGGAGUGUAGAUAAUUUGGAAACUCGGAUUUUACUGGUCAUCUCUAAUGUAUGAUUUCUUGGUUGGACGGGAUGAAGAAAUUGUUCCAUAUCGCGCCCGCCAGCUUCACAAUCUUUUAUGUGAUCUGGGGCCAUCUUUCAUCAAAGCAGGACAGGUUCUAGCAAACAGGCCUGAUAUUAUUUGAGAGGAUUAUAUGAAUGAACUCUGCAUCUUGCAAGAUGAUGUUCCUCCAGUCCCUAACCAGGUGGCUUUUGCCAUAAUUGAGGAGGAACUUGGACAGCCUCUAGAGAGAUUGUUCAGCAAAAUUUCAUCAGAGACAAUAGCAGCUGCUAGUUUGGGCCAAGUUUACCGCGCCACACUAAGAGAAACUGGCGAGGAUGUUGCUAUUAAGGUUCAGAGACCAGGGAUUGAACCAAUAAUAUACCGAGACCUUUUUCUGUUCCGCACUCUGGCUUCAUUUUUGAAUGGGAUUAGUCUUCAGAAAUUAGGGUGCAACGCAGAGCUUAUUGUUGAUGAAUUUAGUGAAAAACUUUUGGAAGAACUUGAUUACACUCUUGAAGCUACAAAUAUCGAGGAUUUCCUAGAAAAUUUUAAGGAUGAUCCAACUGUUAAGAUACCUCAAGUGUACAAGCAGCUCUCAGGUUCUCGUGUUCUGGUGAUGGAGUGGAUAGAUGGAAUUAGAUGUACGAACCCACAGGCUAUAAAAGAAGCUGGAAUUGAUGUGGAAGGCUUUCUCACAGUUGGAGUAAGUGCUGCCUUGCGUCAGUUACUUGAAUUUGGUCUUUUCCAUGGAGGUCCACAUCCUGGGAAUAUUUUUGCAAUGCGUGAUGGUCGGAUUGCAUAUGUCGACUUUGGCAAUGUGGCCGUCCUUAGCCAGCAAAAUAAACAAAUCCUAAUCGAUGCUGUUGUUCAUGCUGUCAAUGAAGAUUACGCUGAAAUGGCAAAUGACUUCACUAGGCUGGGUUUCCUCGCUAGUGGAACAGAUGUAGCCCCAAUUAUUCCAGCUCUGGAAGCCAUUUGGCAAAACUCAGCUGGAAAAGGCUUGGCAGAUUUCAAUUUCUGGAGUGUGACUGGGAAGUUCAAUCAGCUCGUCUACAACUACCCAAUCCGCAUUCCAGAAAGGUUUUCCUUGGUUAUCCGUUCGUUGUUGACGCAAGAAGGAAUUUGCUUAACACUAAAGCCUGAUUUUAAGUUUCUUGAGGUUGCAUAUCCAUAUGUAGCAAAGCGUCUGUUGACAGAUCCAAACCCUGCUCUGAGAGAACGCCUGAUUCAGUUGCCACGUCAAGUCGCAGACGAAGAUGCCGCGAGUCGAACGAUAUCCCAGGCGAACAGAUCGUCAAGAGAAAAGAAUAGAGUCCAGGUGCUGAGGAAGCCGCAUGUUGAGCCGAGCGUGUGCCGCCCCUGGAGCCGCGCUGAUCGCGUCGAAGCAGCCGGAGCCACGCGUCUGCCGACUGCCGUCUACGCUUGGACGAUACGUGGGCUGUCCACGUGGUGCAAAUCUACGAUGGUGCUGCACGGCGCUUUACAGCCCUCAUAUAAUUUUUUUCCCGACGAACGGAGUGGCUGCUCGGCGUUUGUUGGCAAGCUACUGGGAAACUUUUUGUAUGCCGCAUCAGGAAUGUUGCUGGAAAUUUUUUUCUACAUUACUGAGACGAACCAGCUGAGUCUCAUGGUCGUCAAGCAGCUGAGCCAUUAGCAAUAUAUAUUCAGCAUAGCUAUCUAGCUGAUCAAUUAAA